Benincasa hispida (wax gourd) is the source of this 3382-nucleotide messenger RNA. RefSeq lists its product as uncharacterized. Lineage: Eukaryota; Viridiplantae; Streptophyta; Magnoliopsida; Cucurbitales; Cucurbitaceae. The record is from RefSeq and is a predicted model, not a curated record.
AAGUUCCCGUGAGUUCCCACCCGAAAAACCCGACAUGGCAAAGAGAUCAGAUUUUGCUCAGAAGCUGUUGGAUGAUCUCAGAUUAAGGAAGGAACGAAUGGCCGCUGCAUCGCAGACCUCGAACCGUUCCAAAACUACAACGAUCGAUGCAUAUGCUUACUCGAAACAAAUUCAUAGAGGUUCGAAGAACACUAAAACAAGCGGAAUGAGUGCUCCCAAGACUGGGAACACGAUAAACACAAGGUAUGGCGGAGGCAAUAAAUCACCAAUGACUAAUGAUACUUCAAACCAAAUUGUUCCUUACACUAGAGGCCGGAACUCAGAACAAAUAGGAGACUUGUCCAUGGCCUUGGCUUUUGCACUUGAAAAUGGAGGAAAACUAAGAGGAAAUACUUCAUCGGGAAACAAUUUGAUGCUGGGCUUCCUGCAACAAAUUGGUAGGAGGUCCUUUGAAAUCGGGAAAAUGAAUAGAAGAGGCGGUCUGGAUGGGAACCACAAUGCAACUGGAUACUUUCCAACGAUCUCACAUCUGCAUAUUAAGGAAAUAUCUAAAGGGGCACAGAAAUUGAACCAGAUUCUAAGAACUUGCUCAAAUGGCUCUGAUUUUGGCAGAUGUUCCAUCGAAAUUGGACAGGAACUGUUGAAGGGGGCUAUGGAUUUGGAGGAAUCUUUGAGGAUGCUUGUGAACUUGCAUGAGGCUUCAGAGCACAUGAUCAUCCCACAACAGAAGAAUAGGAUUGUACUUCUAGAGAAUGAAGAAGAUGGCGAAGAAAAUAAAGAUGAAACACUUGAUCAGAAACUUUACCAACCACGACUCAACUUGGACAAACUCUCCCUAAAUUCACGCAGCAGCCAAGAAGUCAAAGGAAAUGGUCACAAUCAGAAGUUAGCAACCCUGAGAUACACUGCAGAGGGAGAAAAGUUCAACGAUGAAGAGCAACCUCUAACUACGGUAAAAUUGAGUUUCCAUAGAAGAUCAGCAACCUGUGGCCAUGAUGUCAAGACUUCAAACACACGUGAGAAGGUGGGAAUCUCAAAUGUAAUUGCAAAACUGAUGGGGCUAGAUAAUCUUUCAGACAAUUCAAAUUAUGCACAUAAGGACUCAGGUUCCAAGCAUAAGGUCACACAAAAGGAUCUGCAGCCAUCCGCCAGGAGUAUCACCAAAAAGGCUGAGCCAAGGACUAAUAUUACAGAAAGUCGGUCCAACUCCAGAAAUCCAAAACCAAUCAUAUCAGAUAACAGUUCAACUGUGGUGAACACCAUAUUUGUUUCACAAGCAGUGAACGACUUUCCUACAAAUGAUGCAAGUCUUCGAGCCAUCACUUUUAGUGGAAAACCAUCAUGGAAAGGCAUUGAAGGAGUAAGGCCACAAACAAGCCCAUCAACGCCAACCCUCACAAUAUUUAAGCAACAAAACAAGGAUGAAACGAGGCAGAGAGUCCCAAGUAAGUGUCAUCUGGAAGGACUUACAAAGCAGCUUCACACAAAAUACAGGGAGCAAAAAGGUACAGACAGCCACCGGGAUGAACAUGGAGAAGUAUUAAAGAAAGGAGUGCUGGAGAAGGAUGAUCGUGAAGGUCAUAUGAAGCAUCAUCACCAAAAGCACAGGGAGCUAGAAAUUUUGGAAAAGGAUCAAAAGAGAGGAGAACUUAAAAGGAAGGGGAUGCAGCAGAUGGAAGCACAAUUGCAUAAAAAAUCAGAGCGUGCAAUCAUAAUGCAAGGAUAUAAAGAAAGAACAUUUCCUUUAGAAAAGAGACAUCCAGACAAACUUCAAUCAAGAAUGCAGCAACAGUCCCAAAACAGUCCCAAAUACCAGCAGCCACCUAUGGUCCAUAAAGCAGUGAUGGGAGACAUAAAUCACCAUAUAGAAGAGUUGAAACAGAAGAAUGGAAAACAGACGGUGCAGGAGAGAAAUCAAAAGAGAAAUGUGAUCCCUUCCAAGAGUUUAACAAAACCAAUACAUGACACAUUCACUUCUCCAAUGAAACAGCAGGAUAGGAACCAUGUCAGACGAGGUAAGAAAAGCAGCAAAGAAACCAUCACAGCUCACCACUCUUACACACUUCCUAACAGUAGAUGUCCUGAAAAUCAUCCUUCCAGAGAAAACAACUGUUAUGAUUUAAAUAACAAAACAGGUGAGAUAACCCACAAGAGUGUAGAACAAAGUUCCUCUUCAAGGGACUCAAAAACUACAUUCGAAAAAGAGCCAAUUAUCAAAAAGCAACAUGCUAAGGAACCUGUGAAGAAUGAAUUCAAACCUACAAAAAUGCAGAAAAGUGAGGGGCUUAUAAUUGACGAAGCAUAUGCAAUGAAACAGCAAAGUCCAACACUACAGGAGGUGGAGAAAGAAAAACAUGAAAAGUUUGAUGCACUAGAUGAACCAGAAGUCCUCAGAGAAAAUCGAUCUAAAGAAGUGGAAUCUCGACUUGUUGAAUCCCGAGAAACAGUCGUAAGUAUCCAGCCACAGAAUAGCACGCCAGAUUCACACGCAGAGAAUGAGCAGGUUUUGACGCCGCCCAUUCCUGCUGAUGAUGAAUGCCAUAGCUUGAAAGAACCACAAAUAUCAGCUCCAAAUGACAGUUGCGAGAAAACAAUCUCCAUUAGUACUAGCAAUAAGCAAGAUCAGAGGACAGUAUUUGGCAGAGGUGAAAUCAGCAGCUCCAAAAUUGAAACAAAUGAAGAAGAAGCAGAACAAUACAACAUGAAGACCUUAUAUCCCCCACAUCUGGCGCACAUGCAUAGUUUUUCCACGUCAAGAAAACAAGAGACACUGACAGAAAAAGAAAACCACCUCAAGCAGACGCUUAUAACAAGUGAAUGGUUUCUGAAUGCAGCAGAGGCUCUUUUCAAAUUAAACAUCCCCAGCUUCAUUCUUCAUGACAGUGGUCAUCAUAGCCAUUUAAAAAAUGGAAGAAAUUUCACAAUAGAUUGUAGUUACGAGCUCAUGAAGCGAAAGGGCAUACGGCAAGAGCUCAACAAUCGUCCUUGCACAAACAUUUGUUUGAGGUCCAAAAAGAUAGAAUCUUUGGAUGACUUGAUCAAGCAGUUGCAUAGAGACAUUGAGGCAUUGAAAUUCUAUGGAAGGAAUGGUAACCCAGAUUGUGAAUUGCAAGACUACUUGCCCAAAAUGCUCGAAAGUGAUAUCUAUAACCAGGAACCUGACUUUAAUAGUAUGUGGGACUUGGGAUGGAAUGAGACCACAUUCGUGUUUGUUGAAAGAGAGGAAGUUGUAAGGGAUGUGGAAAAGCAUGUCCUGAGUGGACUGCUCGAUGAAGUCACAAGAGACCUUGUACAUGUCUCUCAUCUUUUGACAAAAAGAAGGAGCAGAGAAACUUGAGAAGUAAAAUGCUUCAAGGUGUGGUGAAAUUUGUUGAUUUUAAAA